AGAACGACUCUAGGAAUCAACCAAUAGGUAUCAGAAAAAGGAAAGGUUGUAGUCAUGUAGGUGCUAAUUUUGAUGGGGCACGUAAUAAUUUGAUUAAUGAUUGAACAAAUUUCCUAAUUUCCUUAGCCUCUAUAUAUGGAAGCCCACCACUUAUGUAUCUGGCACCCAUCACAAUACAAUUCCUUUGUGUCUGCUGGAAGCUCACACACCACAUAUAUGUGACAUAAGUUUCUCGCUGUCGACAACUUGUUUCUUUAAUUUUCUCCUUUUCAUUAGUAACACAAAAUCAAAAAAUUUCUAUUAAAUCAAGCUCUUCCCACCUUGCUUCCAUCAAAUUUAAAAAUAACCCUUCUUCUCCUCCUCCUCCUACAAAUUUUUAACUAAUUUUAAUUUGAAUCAUCAAUGGCUCGCUCCUUCAUUAACGUCAAGGCUAUCUCUGUUCUUGUUGCCGACGGAUUCUCCAACUCUCUUACUAGACGAGGAUACGCAGCAGGUGCAACAGAAAACGCAAGAAGAGGAGCAGCAACAUCAAUGAGCGGAAAGAUGGUACCACCCAAAUCAGGGGAAGACAAGGUGGCAAAUUCUGAAAAGGUAGCGUGGGUCCCAGACCCUGUUACUGGUUACUACAAACCGGAGAACACGAACCCCAAAGAGAUUGAUGUUGGUAACCCACGAGCCACGGUUUUGGGCAAUAAGUAAUUCAAAAUAAGAAUCACUAAUUUCAAAUUUCAACCCGCUGUUAUGUUGGUGAUUUUAAAUGGUUUGGAAAUAUUUUCUCUCAUUUUAAGUAUCAACAAAGAAAAUUAGAUCACUGUAUUUGAUCUCAAUAAAAAUCUAUGUAAUUAUUCAAAUUUUAAAUUAAUAUAUUAAUUUUUGUUGUUUUAAUUUAAGACUUAAAGAAGCAUUAUGAACUA
Molecule: messenger RNA, 914 nt
Organism: Cicer arietinum (chickpea)
Lineage: Eukaryota; Viridiplantae; Streptophyta; Magnoliopsida; Fabales; Fabaceae
Product: indole-3-acetic acid-induced protein ARG2-like
Biological process (GO): response to stress
Cellular component (GO): mitochondrion
Source: RefSeq, a predicted model, not a curated record